This is a messenger RNA of Hemiscyllium ocellatum (epaulette shark), 8620 nucleotides long. RefSeq names its product TLE family member 5-like. The record is from RefSeq and is a predicted model, not a curated record. Gene Ontology annotation, cellular component: transcription regulator complex; nucleus. The transcript has 7 exons. The coding region runs from base 560 to 1156 and encodes 198 amino acids. Gene Ontology annotation, molecular function: transcription corepressor activity; protein binding. Gene Ontology annotation, biological process: regulation of DNA-templated transcription; negative regulation of canonical Wnt signaling pathway. NCBI's taxonomy places the organism in Eukaryota, Metazoa, Chordata, Chondrichthyes, Orectolobiformes, Hemiscylliidae.
GCGCUCCGACGUUACAUUCUCGCCUUCGGUCAAUUUGUUACAGUGUCGCCCCGCUGUUGCGUUCGGCAACAUUUGUAUCCCAACAGAGGAGGACGGAGGCAGUGAAAACAGAAGGCAACAAAGACAGUCUCAUCUCCCUCUCCCCUUGAAAGAAUAUAAAAGUCAGGGAGAAGGAAGGUGGGGGCGGUUUUAAAAAAAAACAAAGCAAGGAGGGAUUGAGCAAAAAGGAUGCAGACUGAGCAAUGCACCGAGAUGUCUCAGCGCUAAACACAGCGACUCAUAUCGUCGCCGUCUUUUGAAGAAAAGAAAAGGACGGGGUACAAUGUAUCGUGACUGCAUUAUGAAAGAUACAAAAUAAAUCCCAGACGCAACCAAAAUCCGUGCGGAAAGUGUCGGCGGAAACAGCUCAUCUGGCUUUGUUUUACCCUCCGUCCGUACGCAGGAUUUUUUUUUCCCUUGUGUGUUUUGUUCUUGGAUUUCAAGGGAGGCUGUUUCAUUUCAAAAGAAAUUGGGGAAAAACCUACGUUUGCAAGCGAGAGGGGGGAGAAGAAAGGGGGCGAUGUAUCCGCAAGCCAGGCAGUCGGCUCCAUCACAGUCAGCACAACAGUUGAAGUUUACUACCUCGGACUCGUGUGAUCGAAUCAAAGAUGAGUUUCAGUUUCUGCAAGCACAGUAUCACAGCCUCAAGUUGGAAUGUGACAAACUGGCCAGUGAAAAGACAGAAAUGCAGCGCCAUUAUGUCAUGUAUUAUGAAAUGUCUUAUGGUUUGAACAUCGAAAUGCAUAAACAGGCUGAAAUUGUCAAACGAUUGAAUGGAAUUUGUGCUCAAGUCAUCCCCUUCUUAUCUCAGGAGCAUCAGCAACAGGUGGUGCAGGCCAUAGAACGUGCAAAGCAGGUGACUGCCCCGGAGCUUAAUACUGUCAUCAGGCAGCAGCUUCAGGCGCAACAGCUGUCUCACCUCCAUGGUCUCACGGUGCCACUCACCCCGUUACCAGCUGGCCUGCAGCCUCCGGUCAUCCCUUCAGUCAGUGCCAGUGCUGGACUACUGGCAUUAUCCAGCGCUUUGGGCUCACAGAUCCACCUCCCCUCGAAAGAUGACAAGAACCACCAUGAUGGUGACCACCAGAGAGAUGAGGGGGUACAGAAACCCGAUUAGGAACUCUUGAGGAUUGUGCAACGCAAAAUCCUUAAACAUGAUCUUUGGUGUUUGUUUUAAUGCCUGUAUAUAUCUCGGAGGUGGCAAUUUUGUGCUGUGUAUGUUAUUAUUUAGGAGAACAAAGCCUAUUUUAAAGCUGCAGUAUAUUAAAAGCAACUUUGUUUUGGCAUGAACAAAGCAGGGGGACACUAAGUAUGAAUUUGCUUCAGAUGAGGGCAUAACAUAUUGGCUUGUCCACCUGAUGGACAUUUUAGUGUUCAGCAUCUUCAAGAUAAAAGCUUCUGAUUCAGCCUGUCCAUUGAAACUGUGCUGGGCAGGAAUUGCCUUUCCGACUAAUUGCCCACAUAAUUGGGCUGUUGAGUGAUUUUGUUUCAAGUCAAAUGACCUGUAACGUGCAGAUCAGUACAUUGUCAGAAACCAAAGCAAAUUUGCCAAAUUGAUGGUAAGAUCGCUGAUGUUCUGUGCUCUUGAAAUUGCCAUAUUGUUGACUUUCUUUAAAUGGUUGGCCUAUUAACACACUCUAAAUCAGUUACAUGGGAACAAAUCUUUUAAUAGGAGAAAAAUAUAUAUGUAUAAUAGUCAUCUUAGAUUCUUUACUUUCAUCUGAAUGUUUGUGUAUUGAUCUACAAAAGUUUGAGAACACUUUCUUUUUGCUAUCUAAUCCUUGUUGGAGAUUUGAUCUGCAGUUUCAAAUUUCUGUCACCAUCUAAAGUUUGUUGAGUAAAAGAUCUACUGAGCAAGAUAGAGCUGAUCAUUAAAAUUGUUAUUGUCAGCUUGUUUCUGGAUGGGGAGAGAGGAAUGCAAUGAGAGUUGACUUUAGAAUCUGAUGGGAGAGCUUGGCAGAAGAUUUUUCUGUUGGAUUGUGUUAAGCCUUCAGGACAGGGGCAUCAUCACCAACUUGCAGCUCAACUCCAAACAAAAUAGGUGUUUCUGUAUUGUGCAGCGUUUACUCAAGAAAGCUCAGAUCUUUGAAAAAAUAUCAGGGAGUGAAUUCUGAACACACGGCUGUACAAUUGGAUGUUUCAUUUGCUGCAUUGGCAAUAAGCUGCGAGGGGGGGGAAAGGUGCACCCAACUUUGUGUCGAUGACUUUAACUUGAAUCUUUAUAGGGUUCAACACUGGGCUUGUUGUGCACCUGAAAUGUGCUUGUAAUUGGUACCUCCUUCAUCCCAGUAAUUUGCACAUUGUAGUUUUCAGUGAUGGGUGAAUCAGUUUCAUUUUCUUUGCUGACCAUAUAAGAAGAAUCAUAAAGGGGAUCCAUCAAGGCAAGUGGGAGAGGUUGGAGCUGCAAUUGUGUUCCUGUUGGUUAUGGUUGGUGAAGGAUAUGUGUAUGCCAUGCUUGAAGUUCCUAUUUUCCUAUCCCCACCUCCCACCAUUCCACUCCCCCACCCCAAAAAAGGAGAAAAUAUUAAACUGAGACUUCUCUCUCAAUGACGUGGUCACACAAUUAACAUCCAAGAAAAAACAGCCAUGCCAAAUUUGGUUUCAUGAAGCCCUUUGCAAAAACAAAAGGAAUGUAACUCAGCCUGUGGGACAGAUUAAUGCCCCCCCCCCCCCCCCCCCCCCCGUGGAUUUGAAAUUAUAUGCCAGUUUUAGCCAUGACUGGGAAUGUGUGUAAUACAUUGAAACCCUCCAAUAUUAGGCACUUCGCAUUCACGUUUUAUGGCUUAGAAGGUGGAAAGUGGCCUCAGUAAGGUUAGGGAAAAAUUAUUGACAAUGUACAGCCUAACUCUUGGAUAGGUUGAUUAUUAAAGCUAUUUUUGACUGAGGGUGUUUAAGGUAUAUCUUCAGGAUUAUUUGCCAUCCAUGAUGGAUCAUAUCCUUUUCGAGUUUUUCUGUCGCUCGUCGACAUUUUGAAACCCCUAUCCAGCGAAACCACAGCCAGAUGAUCUCAAAGGGACGGUAUGCUAAAAUACAGAAAAAAUAAGUAAAAUCUUAAAAAGGCAGAAUUCAUCAAGGACAGGGAUGAGCUGGGUUAUUCAACCUUUCGACUCGGUUUACCACUCAUCACCUGCUGUGUUGAGCGUGAGAAAUUUUAAUUUUCACCUAUUACCCACCACUAAUUAACCGUGAAUUUAAAACAAACUUUAUUUCUAAAAUUCUAAAAUCUAAAACCUUAAAAUUAAUUAAGAUAUUAAAACUACUUCUAAAAAUAUUUAAAAUGUCUAAAAACGCUAUUAAAUUAUGUCAAAAGGAGAGAUUAAGAGUCCAUAAAAGUUCUCAGCAGCUCGAGAGUCAAGGAUAAAACCAGAUUCGUAGUAUUCUGGGCAAAGGUUUUAAAUUUCUCAAUUCCGAGGUCCUUUAUUAAUUCUCCAUUCUUCUCCAGCCAUUUUCCUCGGGCACCCAUCACGAAUCCGUAGAAGGAUAUGUUUCCUCUUCCAGUGAGGUGCAUAAUCUCUUCUUUCAAAUGUUUGUAUUUGUUUACCUUUUCCUCCCAAGCCGCUUCUAAAGAGUUAAGUUGGAGAUCUGACCUAAUUGUUACGUCUACUAAUAUUAUUUUUUCCUCCUUUUUAAAUAUUAGGUCCGGGAUCCAAAGUUUCCCUUCUUUAUCUUUAAUUCUUGGCUCGAUAAAAGUUAUCCACCCAUUCUUUCUAACAAAUUUCACGAGUUCCUCAGCAACUCUGUUGUGUCUUUUAAUAUGCAUGUUUUUAACAAACGGGCACCAUCUGGAGAUAUGUGCCAAGGUUUCCGAUGUUUCAUUACAUCUCCUACAUAUUUUGAUGUUGAAGGGUCUUCUGUAAGACAAGGAUGCCCUUGUAGGGAACAGGUUGGUUCUUAACAGGAGCGAGUUGAUUACCUUUGAAGAUUUCAUAAAUUGAGUUCUCCUCAACCAAUUGUUGGAUAUACUGUCAUCCCUGAAGUAGUGGAUCCCAGCCCCCUGACAAGGGAGAGCCAGCCACUUGUCCAUCUCUUUGGAUCUCCACUUGGCAUAGUUAGAAUUGCUGAGUUCUUCGAUCUCUUCAUCAUCUACUUCAUCAACGACAUUGACUUCGGCCAAUUGUCUAUUCAGAUUUGGGUUCCAGAUACUUUCCUAGAAUCUAAUUUUCAGAAAUCCUUAUCUCUAGUGGGACCAAAUUCUUCUCGUGCAUUUCAGUACAUGAAUUUGGGCAUUCUUAGUGGGGCGACGGUACUUCCUACAAAUAAAUGGGCAGAAUUCCCAUAGACGUGCCACAUUCUGGUCUUUGUUGAAGAGCAAAACUGAAAUUGUAACUUUCGCUCACCGAUGUUGUCUAUCCUGUUCAGUAUUUGCAGCAUUUUCUGUUUUUAUUCUUGAUUUCCUACAUCUCUUGUGCUUUGUUUCUGAUGCAGUAUGAUAACGUUGGGCUAGUUUAGAGGCUAAGUGUGGACUCUUUACGCUUCAGUGUAAAUGUCAAGGUGGGUCUAUUUCCCCUUAACUGGCUCACCUCUGCUUUAAUGUUUUGAGUGACAGCCUUUUAAUUAUUAAGGUACAAUUCUAGGUGGAAGUUUCACACUGUAGAAUUGCUGGCCAAUUGGAUGCCGGUAGCUGUGCACACUGGCCCUACCAGGGAGUGGUGGUCACUGCAGAUGGUCCAAGGAGUGGCAGUCAGCAAAGAACCCAACCACUCUGGUAUGGCCAGGAUCUUGCCUCAGUCAGGUUAUCCAUCUCUGGCAGUGGCAGAGUCACUCGGAGGCCAUGUUGGACAAGGUGGUGGUUUGGAUUGGAGUAGGGAGGGUUCAUUUUGAGUAUCUGCCUUCUAUCAUCUGUGGUGGUGAGUUGAAGCCCAAAUUUAGGCACUAUUUGACCUACCUGAGGACUUCCAUUCUGUCACAGGACCACAAACAAGCACGUGAUCAGUAAACUUUAGACCACAUGUCUCCAAUAUUGUAGUAAAGCAUAUUUAUUUAACAUCCAGCACCUUCCUGAAUAAGGUUCUUUAAUCUCAGUAGUAGCAUAGACGUCUCACUGAUCAAAACCAACCACCAUUAACUAAAAUCUCCUGUGUGAGUGUGUGUGUGUGUGUCAUUUGGGAAUGCAUUUAGAGUUUGGGCAAUUUGAUUUUGUUCCAUUUUGGGUCAGACCGAGGCUGCUCUCGUUGAGGUUGGAUUGGAGGUGGUGAAGAAAGUUGCUGGUGGUGGGGUGAAAGAACCUUUUUGAGUCAAUUGGUUUUGUGUGUGUUAAGUGUGGCCUAUAUUAGAGUAAAUAUGGUAUAUUUUUGUUCCUUGUGUAUAUAUUCUGGUUCCUGAGAGCAUUUCAUUAUUCAGGUCAAACUCUUUUUCAGUGGAUUAUCUGGGCCUCACUUGUGUCGGAAGCAGUGAACAGGACUACAGUGCUAUUUUGCUUGUAUAAUAUUAGGAUUUCAUGUGCUGUUGAUAGAUUUCCAAAUGAGGGCUUCAUUGAAAUCCGUGUUGAACUACAGUCUAUAUACUACAGCUUUAAACAUUAGACCACUGCAAGUAGCUUCAGUUUGUUUAUUUGCUUAUGAUUUAAUACCAGUUUUCUUGCCACUGCUUGUGACUGGCUGUGUGCCACCUCUGACAUGCCAGAUACAAUUACUCAGUUACAACUGGCCCAUAUCCCUCAUCUAGCAACUGAAUUACAGACUUGGCAGACAAAGGUCCAAAGAUGAUAACUUUCUCCAGAGCAUAUGUUCAGUCAUAAAAUGACUGUUUUCAGGAGUAAACUUCAAAAUGAAGCUAAUCUCUAAUGGGGGAGCGAAUGUUUUUUGUGGCAUUAUUUGUUUAUUUGUAACGGAUUUAAAUCAUGCAAAGCAGUUUCUGACAGUAGGAUUGACAGAACGCAAAUUCGAGAUCUGACCCUAGAGUGCAUCAAAGAAAAGUCAAAGGCCCCUCCAGUUUGAGGUGGAGGUGGGGGCUGAACCUGAGUCAUGACAUGUUUUAGUGCACGCACAAGUAUUGUUUCAGAGUGACGGAGAGACCACUUACUCAGUGGGAGGAAUGUGGUUCCCUGCCACCCAGCCCCAAUCCCAAAGCCAGUUGCUUUGCUUGGAGACCGACAGAAUUCACUGUUUGCCCUGCUAACUUUAAAUACUGGCUUAUUUUGCAUGUUGUUUGCAUGUGCACAUGGACAGUGCUUUGCCAAUACAACAGCCAUAAUCGGCACCUGACCAGCUUUCAUUUACUUUUAUUUGAAGGGGGCAGUGGUGGGAGCAAGUUUGAACAGUUAGGUGCCACUACAUCAAUUGCUUUAAUCAAUUGCCCAACAGUUAAACAUGCAUUGCCUUCAGAAAGGACUUGCCACAUAAAGGGAGCUCUUCAUUACUGUGAACCUUCCUCUCAAAUUCCUAAACUGCUUAAGAUACUUAGUUGGGCUGCUGUUGUGUUUUUUGCACCUGCUAAAACUGGAGGCAAGUGAUGUGGCUGAAGCUUUACAGUUAGCGAUAUGUCUCCCAUUCCCAGUUUAUUUUUUAGUUGGGCACAGCUUUUCACUUUGGAAAAGCUCCACCUUAAAUUGGUGAGGUGCUUGAAGCAACAGGAUUGUUUUUUGUACUUUUGAGGGACCUGGUAAUUGGACCUUAAUGGAUCACUGUCCCUUGCAUUGAAUUUUGCACAGGGUAGCUGACCCACACACAGGUCCGCAGUGGCACUAUCUGCCCUGACCUCUUAACUGGAGAAGGGACUUAGUGAGUUGGCCUAAACACACAACAGCAUACAGACACUGGCUGCUGGAGUAACACUAGCAGAUGCACUCAUGGAAUUUGAAUGGAGAAGGAGAAUUUCUUUUGCCAUUUGGGGCUUUCUUCUGCUUUUAGAAGUAGUUUGAGCAAUAGUUCGCUAAAAGGCUCCUGUUUUCUCUUUGCUGUUUGAACUAAAUAUGAAUCUUUAAUAACAUUCUUGUGUAAAACUAAAACUUUUAAAAAAAAUCCUUGUAGCUUUUGGCCAAGCACAACGUAUCUCACAUUUGAUAUAUUUUUUUAGAAAAGUGAAAGAAUGCAUUCUGUACAGCUGAAGUAACACACAGUCAUGGUGAUAUACAGCAGGCUACCCAGUAGCUGAAGGAAGAAUAAACAUUGCCCCCCUCCCCCCCCCCACCAAUCUUUGACCAUAUGCAUUUUGUUGCGGAGUCUUGACAUGGAGAAUAUAACGUUGCCCCUCUUUGAUUUCGGUAGAAGCCAGCUCCAAAUUGCCAAAUUGUUCUCCCAACAACUUAUACAGAGAGGUUCUGUAACUGUCCAGUACCUUGCAGAUUAUGCCUGGUUCCAUUGAAUUAAUCUUGAGUGGAAUGCAACACUUACCAACCUGGCCCUAGCAACAACAGUGAGAGAUUAAAACCUUUUUCUUUGAAAAAUUGCACCUGUACUAAACAGCCACUCAUUAAAUACAGUGAUAGUCAUGAGCAAACUUGUCAUUACAGCUAUGUUUGAAAGUGAAACAUGAAUAAGUAGUCUCCACGGUCACUUUGUUAAUUUAAUUUUUAUUAUUUAAUGAAAUGAAUUGUUACAUGCAGCAUGCACUAGGGUGCCUCACCUCCUCUAAUUUGAGCAUGAUGUAUAAUUGUCAAAUCUUGAAGUUUGUAUAAAUACAAAAAAAAAGCUGUGCGCUUGUACAGAUUGCUGCAUCUCAUCAUCCCAGUGGCCUCUGUGGAAACUGUGCAAUAUCAGCAUUGCAUAUCCAGAUUAGAAUGGCCAUAAAAGAAAAUGGUUAUAUCAUACGUUGCAUUAAUGUAUUGAAGUGUAUCACAAGUUAUAAUGGGAAUAAUGUUUUAUUUUAAAAAUGCAUUGUCGAAGUAAAAUGUCCUUGAAUACAAAUAAUGCUUUCUCACUCUUGUAUAGUUUAUAUAUACCAGUUUUCAGAUCCUGAAUGCCAUCAAGUACAAUUGUAUCAUUCUACAAAAUUUCUUCUGUUCUUUGAACCAACUGCAUACAAGUUUGAGGUACAGUGGACCGUAUUAAAGAUUGACUCUGAUAAAAUCUCUUUAAAGAGUACUUUUAUAAAAGGAAAAGAAACACCCAAACAAAGAUUAUUUUGCAUCCCAAAACCCAUUCAAUGUUCCUAUUUUUGGUCGUCCUGUAAUGGACUUUAUUGAAUAGAUACUUUUUAAUUUCCAAUGUAUUUAUUUUCCUGCCGUCGCAGUCCUCAAAAGGUUAAUAAGGCUCCAGAGAUAAACGAUGCUUUAGAGACCUCCCUGUGAAUGUCAUUGCAUAAUGCAUAAUCUCUCGUAUGACAGAAUUAGAAAAUUAUAAUUAUUGAAUUAAUCCAUCUGAUGCUGUGACUUCAGAGCUUCGAAUCACUUAAAAAUAAUAAAACACUUUGCUUUUUCAAAGUCCAUUUGUUUCGACUGGUGCUGCAAAGGCUAUAUACUGCACUUGCACCAGUAUCAGUUUGUAUGAAUAUGUAUGCAAAUUGUGUUGAAGAUUAAUGUGGCGGUGUUUAAAAAAAACAUUAUGUCUUAAAUAAAACAAAAGUGUAUUAAAUUAGUUCGCUAGUGCUGUAAGGAAAUAUCUAUGGUGCCUUACAAAUAAAAGCAAAUGUGAUUAAAUUAUAA